AUGCCAUUUUCUAACUAUGACUACCAUGUCUGGUCGAACCUGCAGCAGCAGGAUAAGCAGUCCAUGCAUGAUAAAGUAAAUGGCAUGCUGCAUGAGCAGAGAUCUUUUUCCAUCGCUAUUCUUCAACGCAUUAGUAUUGAGCGGCUAUCUUUGUCUGCAGAGAAGGUAUCCUUGCUCGAUGACCUGCAGCUGACGAACAAAGAUGAUGAAGUGAGGUCUGCACAGGGGGCUGCAGGAAAGGGGGCUCGCAUUGGGAACAGAGGACGACAACUGAGCAGUACCUUGAACGAUAUCUACUCGCAGCUGAAUGACGUCGCGCCUCCCCACGAAGACGAAGCCAAGGAGGACUAUCUUAAGCGCAUCUUUUCUAUAGUUGACUCACAGGGCAUGGGGAAAGUGUCGAGCAUGCAACUGACGAAUUCUCUCUUCAACGAUGCGAACCGCGCCUCUACCACGGUGAUGAUGACAGCAGCCGAUCACGACAAGGACGGUUACCUUAGCGAAAGCGAGUUUGUCUCCUUCUUAAUCAACACAGAAAGCGGAGGGGACUGCUUGCAGGCGGAUCGCAAUGAGCCAAAGCCGACCCAGUCGAAUCCCACCAGUACGAGGAACGACGCCAUGUGUGAUGCCCUUGGAAGUCUCUCUGCUCAACAAACAGCACAGAAAGAUGCUCAUCACCUGACGGCCCUCAACGAUAUCCAUAUGCACGGCAUCGAGGUGACGAACCUGUGUAGCCAGUCGAGCCGAAUUAAGUGCAUCGCCCUCUCACCGGAUGGCAAGCUGUACGCUGUGGCGCACCGGCACGACAGUGUGGCGCACGUGUACAUGAUAAGCAACGGCGCUGAGGUGCGACGGCUUGUGGGUCAUCAAGGGCCGCUGCUAAGCAUUAUCUUCUCUCCUGAUCGAAAGCAUGUUAUGACGGCAGCACGAGACAACUUCAUGGUCUCGUGGGAUCACACGGUCGGACUGGAGUGCAGCUUCUCCGAGCACCCCGGAAUCGUCACGGCAGUUGCGGUGAGUUGUGACAGCCAGUUUGUCUUCAGCGGGUGUCAGGAUAACCUUGUGCGGAGAAUCACGGCUUCCAAGGCUAAGAUACGGGCAGUACUGCCCCAUAUCCCGUGUAAGACCCCUGGAGUCAUUGUAGCGCUCGCAACGCAGAGCACCAAGAACGACGUCGUUGCCUUCUCCCGUAGUUGCGACCAAUGCGCGUACAUCGCCAAUGCCAAAAAUCUACAACUCGUUGCGCAACUUACCGGACAUGAGUCGCUGGUGUGGAAAGCCUCUUUCAAUGCGGAUGAUAGCAUGUUACUCACCUGCUGUGAGCGGAAGAUCAUCGUGUGGGAUGGGACGGACUUCUCUUCCGUCAGAAUAUUCAGUAGUGUCGUGGUCGCGACGCCAAGGUCUGCGGAUGAGGUACUGUGGACAACAGCUGUGUUCGCGUCACAGGAACACUGCAACUUGCUCUUCUGCUUCAACUCGGUCGGACAGAUGCAUGUGCUGGACUGCGAUGCUGCGGAGAUGGAAGAAAGCAUCAUUGAUAUCCAGAUGCGCUCCAGUGUAUACACGACGUCAGUCUUUGUAGGCGACACAAUGGUUUGCGGAGACAACUACGGCAAUGUAUACCGAGUCCGUAUAACUUAA
Molecule: messenger RNA, 1641 nt
Organism: Leishmania braziliensis MHOM/BR/75/M2904
Lineage: Eukaryota; Euglenozoa; Kinetoplastea; Trypanosomatida; Trypanosomatidae
Exons: 1
Coding region: 1-1641 (546 amino acids)
Molecular function (GO): protein binding; calcium ion binding
Source: RefSeq, a predicted model, not a curated record